Messenger RNA from Cynara cardunculus var. scolymus (artichoke), 2834 nucleotides. Its product is annotated as V-type proton ATPase subunit a2-like. The coding region runs from base 126 to 2591 and encodes 821 amino acids. Gene Ontology annotation, molecular function: proton-transporting ATPase activity, rotational mechanism; ATPase binding. NCBI's taxonomy places the organism in Eukaryota, Viridiplantae, Streptophyta, Magnoliopsida, Asterales, Asteraceae. Gene Ontology annotation, biological process: proton transmembrane transport; vacuolar acidification. The record is from RefSeq and is a predicted model, not a curated record. The transcript has 18 exons. Gene Ontology annotation, cellular component: vacuolar proton-transporting V-type ATPase, V0 domain; vacuolar proton-transporting V-type ATPase complex.
GAAUCGAAAAUAACGUGGCUGCUGUGAAUAUAUUGUGGUGAUAAGACUAUCUGACAGGCACAUAGACGCCGAUCGAUCCGAAAGGGUGACGACGUAUCCAAAGAGGCGGAAUCGAACGGCGAUAGAUGGCGGACCACGGUGGCGGAGGAGGAUGUUGUCCGCCGAUGGAUCUGUUCCGUUCAGAACCGAUGCACUUAGUACAAAUCAUCAUUCCUAUCGAGUCUGCUCACUCAACUGCCUCUUACCUUGGAGACAUCGGUCUCAUUCAAUUCAAAGAUCUGAAUGCGGAAAAAAGCCCUUUCCAGCGAACAUAUGCAGGCCAGAUUAAAAGAUGCGGAGAAAUGGCGCGGAAGUUGCGUUUCUUCAAAGACCAAAUGUCAAAGGCGGGUUUCACACCCUCAGGGAAAACUGACGCCCAAGUUGAUAUUAAUCUGGAUGAUCUAGAGGUAAAUCUUGGAAAUCUUGAAGCCGAGCUGAUUGAAAUAAAUGCAAAUGGUGAAAAGUUGCAGCGUGGCUACAAUGAGCUCUUAGAAUAUAAGCUUGUUCUGCAAAAGGCUGGAGAGUUUUUCAGAGUGGCACAUAGCAGUGCCGUAGCUCAGCAGAGUGAAAGUGCAUUAGAUCAGGCUCCUGAAGAAUCUUUGGAAACUCCUCUUCUGAUGGAUGAAGAGUCAAAAACUGAUCAAGGCAAGCAAGUUAAAUUGGGGUUUCUCGCUGGCCUCGUGCCUAAAGAAAAAACAAUGGCUUUUGAAAGAAUUCUAUUCCGUGCUACAAGGGGUAAUGUCUUUUUGAGGCAGGCUACCGUGGAAGAAGCUGUUACUGAUCCUAGCUCAGGAGAGAAGGUUUUGAAGAAUGUAUUUCUGGUUUUCUUUUCUGGAGAAAGAGCAAAAAGCAAAGUUCUUAAAAUAUGCGAAGCUUUUGGAGCAAAUCGUUACCCUUUCGCAGAAGAUCUUAGCAAACAAGAACAAAUAAUAGCUGAGGUAUCUGGAAGGAUAUCUGAGCUAAAGACGACGAUAGAUCUUGGGCUUGUGCACCGUGGCAAUUUGUUACAAAGGAUAGGAGAACAAUAUGAACGGUGGAACCUUCUAGUGCGAAAAGAGAAAUCUAUCUAUCACACUCUAAAUAUGCUCAGCAUCGAUGUGACAAGAAAGUGUCUUGUGGCUGAAGGGUGGAGUCCGAUAUAUGCAACUGAAAAGAUUCAAGAUGCACUGGAGCGGGCAACAAUAGAUUCCAAUUCACAAGUUGGUGCUAUAUUUCAGGUUUUGCACACAAAAGAGUUACCUCCGACCUUUUUCCAGACAAACAAAUUUACUGAUUCCUUCCAAACAAUCGUUGAUGCAUAUGGGGUUGCCAAGUACCAAGAAGCAAAUCCCGGAGUAUAUACUAUCGUCACAUUCCCAUUUCUGUUUGCUGUAAUGUUCGGUGACUGGGGGCACGGUAUAAUCCUGCUGCUGUCAACUUUAUUUUUGAUAUUCAAGGAGAAGAAAUACUCCACUCAGAAGCUUGGAGACAUUAUGGAAAUGACCUUUGGGGGUCGUUAUGUGAUACUGUUGAUGUCACUUUUCUCAAUCUACACUGGUUUGAUUUAUAACGAGUUCUUCUCUGUUCCAUUCGAGUUAUUUAGCCCUUCUGCAUAUGUAUGCCGUGAUGCUGCUUGCAGUGAAGCUACCACUAUUGGCUUGAUAAAGGGGAGGGAUACAUACCCAUUCGGUGUGGAUCCUGCAUGGCAUGGGAGUCGCAGUGAAUUGCCGUUCCUCAACUCAUUGAAGAUGAAAAUGUCAAUCCUUAUUGGGGUAGCACAAAUGAACCUUGGAAUAAUAAUGAGCUUUUUCAACGCGGUGUACUUUGGGAAUGCAGUAAAUAUUUGGUUCCAGUUUAUCCCUCAGAUGAUCUUUUUGAAUGGAUUAUUCGGAUACCUUUCCCUCCUCAUCAUUGUGAAGUGGUGCACUGGUUCAAAAGCUGAUUUAUACCAUGUAAUGAUAUACAUGUUCCUUAGUCCUACUGAUGAACUUGGUGAAAACCAACUUUUUGCAAACCAGAAGACAGUUCAGCUUGUGCUUCUACUACUAUCCUUGAUUGCGGUUCCAUGGAUGCUGCUACCUAAGCCUUUCAUUUUAAAGGCACAACACAAGAGGACACACGAAGGCCAGUCCUACACACCCCUCGAAGGCGAAGAUAACUCUUUGCAAGUGGAGGCAAAUCAUGAUUCCCAUGAUCAUGAAGAAUUUGAGUUCAGUGAAAUAUUUGUUCAUCAACUCAUCCACACAAUAGAAUUCGUACUUGGGGCGGUAUCAAAUACAGCUUCGUAUCUUCGUUUAUGGGCUCUCAGCUUGGCACAUUCAGAGUUGUCGACCGUGUUCUAUGAGAAGGUUCUUCUUCUUGCUUGGGGAUACAAUAACAUUCUUAUCCUUAUUGUGGGCAUCAUCGUGUUUGUUUUUGCAACGGUGGGUGUGUUGCUCGUGAUGGAAACGCUGAGUGCCUUCCUACACGCAUUAAGACUUCACUGGGUGGAGUUCCAAAACAAGUUCUACGAGGGAGAUGGAUACAAGUUCCAUCCCUUCACCUUUGCGUCACUGGGUGACGAUGAAGAAUGAUGGAUCCAUCGAUCGAUCAGAUGUUGUGUGUGCAUAUUUGCAUAAUGUAAUCUUACCAUUUUGCCCCUACUGAAAUGCACCAAAGAAGUGGCAACUAUGUAUUUAUUUCCACCAUUCUUUCAGUGAUAUUGUGGAGGAUAAGAAACAAGAGACUUUUAAGAGACUGCAGGUAUUUAUUUAUUUAUAUGUUUGGUUGCUACAGUGACACAAUAAAGAGGCAUGGUGUUCUUUUUGUUUCUGGUA